CGCGAGGUGAGCGAAGCCUUAUGCUCCGCUCUGUGUCGCGCUCCGCGGCGAGGAUAGCUCCCAGCAGCGGCACGUACCGCACGCUGGCGCUCAAGUCUGGCCAGUGGGUGCGGAAUAAGGACGACCUGCACACCGAAACUAAGCUCGUGCACGCCGGCGUCGACCCUGACCCCAUUACCGGCGCCAUCCUCACGCCGGUCUACCAGUCGACGACGUACGUGCAGGAGUCGGUCGACGAGUAUCUCGCCAAGGGCUACUCGUACUCGCGCACAAACAACCCCACGGUCACCGUCCUCGAAAACAAGAUCGCAGAGCUCGAGGGCGGCUACGGUGCCGCUUGCUUCAGCACCGGCAGGGCUGCGACCAUCGCGGUGAUCACCUCAACGAUGCAGGCGCGAGAGGGGGUAUCGGCGGCGGGCGACCACUGCGUCAUCACGAACUGCUCGUACGGCGGCACCAACCGCGCGUGCCGGACCCUCUUCACCGACAUGGGCAUGGAGUUCGACUUUAUCGACUUCACCGAGCUGGUUGGCGGCGCGGUGGUCGCGGCCUCGCCCGAGCUGCACGAGCGCGUCAAGCACAUGCAAAACGCCUUCUACACGCUGCAGACGGCCAAGACGCUCGCGCUGCGCGUGCGGCAGCAGUGCGAGAACGCGCAGGCGAUUGCCGAGUUCCUCGAGCGGCAUCCAAAGGUGGACGUGGUUCGCUACCCUGGGCUCGCCUCCUUCCCGCAGAAAGAGCUCGCCGACCGGCAGCACAUGAACGGCCUGCACGGCGGCAUGCUCUGGUUCGAGGUCAAGGGCGGCACCGCGGCGGGCCGCGCGCUCAUGGAUUCGAUCCAGCGGCCGUGGUCGCUCUGCGAGAACCUCGGCGCGCUCGAGUCGAUCUGCACGUGCCCCGCCGUGAUGACGCACGCAAACAUGCUCGCGGAAGACCGGCUCAAGGUCGGCAUCACGGACGGGUUUGUGCGGCUGUCGGUCGGCAUCGAGCACAAGGAGGAUCUCAUUGCGUCGCUCAAGGCGUCGCUCGACGCGCUCCCCGACGAGCUCGCCGACGAGGAGGCGCCGCGCGCCGCCGCGGCGUGAGCAGCAGCCCAUAUCUCGUCGGGGGGCACGAGGACCACGGCUGCAGCGUACCCACUUCUCGGCCGUUGGGAGCCCGCCCCACUUUCUCUCUGUCCUCGACGCGCAUGUAUUUCGGGUUUCGCGCCGCCCCGCUGAGCGCUGUGACGCUGACGGGGGUGUGUUGUCCGAAACUGUACCACUCGAUGCACAAUCUACAUAAAAGUACUGAAAAAU
Emiliania huxleyi CCMP1516 is the source of this 1298-nucleotide messenger RNA. RefSeq lists its product as hypothetical. The transcript is spliced from 11 exons. Lineage: Eukaryota; Haptophyta; Isochrysidales; Noelaerhabdaceae. Bases 21 to 1085 code for a protein of 354 amino acids. Gene Ontology annotation, molecular function: carbon-sulfur lyase activity; pyridoxal phosphate binding. Gene Ontology annotation, cellular component: cytoplasm. Gene Ontology annotation, biological process: transsulfuration. The record is from RefSeq and is a predicted model, not a curated record.